This is a messenger RNA of Trifolium pratense (red clover), 787 nucleotides long. RefSeq lists its product as uncharacterized. Lineage: Eukaryota; Viridiplantae; Streptophyta; Magnoliopsida; Fabales; Fabaceae. The record is from RefSeq and is a predicted model, not a curated record. Bases 145 to 555 code for a protein of 136 amino acids. The transcript has a single exon.
AAUUCACUUUGAUCUCUACACCAAACACAAACCUUGUACCUCAUUAUAUAUACACACACAAAAUGAAAACUUCUUCAACAACCAAACACAUCCCAAAGAAAAACAUAACACAUUUUCACUUUUCACACCUUCAACAACACUAUCAUGGCAGAGAAAGAAGGAGCAAUUGUGAAAAAAGGACACGACGAAAGUCUAAAAACAGCGGUUUCUCUACUCCAAGAAUUUGAACUACCAGAAGGACUUCUUCCACUUGCUGAUAUCAUCGAAAUCGGGUACGUGAAAGCAACCGGUUUCAUUUGGAUUACACAAAAGAAGAAAGUUGAGCAUAAAUUUAAUCUGAUAAGUAAGCUUGUGAGUUACGAUACUGAGAUAACUGGUUACAUUUCAAAGAAGAAGAUUAAGAAACUUAAAGGUGUUAAAGCUAAAGAGCUUAUGUUAUGGCCACCUGUUAAUGAGAUUACUGCUGAUGAACAACCAACUGGAAAGAUUCAUUUCAAGAGUCUUGCUGGUAUUACAAAGACUUUCCCUGUUGAAGCUUUUGCUGCAGGACAGUGAUUAUAAUAUAUGUGAUGUGAUGUGAUGAAUUAAUUAAUGUUAUGACUUAUGAGAAUCUACCAAGCCUAUAUGGAUGUUUGGUAUAGAAUAAAAAAUGAUUAUUGCUUUGUUUCUGUUUUAUUUGGUGUAAUUUGAUUUAAUUCAUGCUAUAUUAUAGUAAGGGGGUUUGGUUUGGAAUCUCUAAUGUAAUAUUUAUAUGUUAAACAAUUGAUAUAAUCAUAUGAAAUGAAAG